CUCAAAAUGAAAAUCGCCAUUGUUUUCGCUGCCAUCUUCGCUGUCGCCAUUGCCGCUGGUGACGUUGAAAUCUUGAAAUACGACCAUGACAAUCUCGGAGUUGACAGCUACAAAUUCGCUUUCGAAACCAGCGACGGAACCAAACACGAAUCAUCCGGAGUCUUGAACAACGUUGGAUCUGAUGCCGAAGAAAUUGCCGUCCGUGGAUCAUACUCCUUCGUUGCCGAUGAUGGACAAACCUACACCGUCAACUAUGUUGCCGACAAGAAUGGUUUCCAACCCGAAGGUGCCCACAUCCCAAAAGCCGAAUAA
Culicoides brevitarsis is the source of this 312-nucleotide messenger RNA. RefSeq names its product larval cuticle protein 65Ag1-like. The record is from RefSeq and is a predicted model, not a curated record. Bases 7 to 312 code for a protein of 101 amino acids. The transcript is spliced from 2 exons. NCBI's taxonomy places the organism in Eukaryota, Metazoa, Arthropoda, Insecta, Diptera, Ceratopogonidae. Gene Ontology annotation, molecular function: structural constituent of chitin-based larval cuticle. Gene Ontology annotation, cellular component: chitin-based extracellular matrix.